GUAAGGUUUCCCAUUAGAGUAUUUGAAGCCGCAAGUCAGUGUUGCCAUUAUGUUCAUCAUGUUUUAAAGUAGACAAAACUAAUGUUGUUACCUUGUUACUAGCUGCCUAGCCUCUACUCGAAGACUGGGGACACUGGAUACCUAAGAGUGUAUGGGAAAAUAACACAAGAAUGAAUCAUUUACUUUUUGUAUUGAACUUCCUGAUUAUUCUCGCAGGCCUUGCCUGGGGCUCUGAUGAUGAGACCCGUCUGGUGAAAACCCUGUUCACUGGCUACAACAAGGUGGUGCGUCCUGUUGCUCACUUUAAGGAUCCUGUGGUUGUGACAGUAGGCCUGCAGCUCAUUCAGCUCAUCAGUGUGGAUGAGGUCAACCAGAUUGUCAAUAGCAAUGUUCGACUGAAACAGCAAUGGAAGGAUGUAAACUUGCAAUGGAAUCCUGACGAUUACGGUGGAAUCAAAAAGAUCAGGGUACCUUCUACUGACAUUUGGCGCCCUGACUUUGUUCUUUAUAACAAUGCUGACGGAGACUUUGCCAUCAUUCACGAUACCAAAGUGCUGCUGGAGCACACAGGAAUGAUCACCUGGAACCCCCCCGCCAUCUUCAAGAGCUACUGUGAGAUCAUCGUGCUGCACUUCCCCUUCGACCUGCAGAACUGCAGCAUGAAGAUCGGCACGUGGACCUACGAUGGCAACCUGGUGGUCGUCAAUCCCGACAGCGACCGUCCUGACCUGAGUAACUUCAUGGAGAGCGGAGAGUGGGUGAUGAAGGACUACCGCAGUUGGAAACACUGGGUGUACUAUGCCUGCUGCCCAGACACGCCCUACCUGGACAUCACCUACCACUUCCUGUUGCUGCGACUGCCCCUCUACUUCAUUGUCAACGUCAUCAUCCCCUGCAUGCUUUUCUCCUUCCUGACCGGCCUCGUCUUCUAUCUGCCCACUGACUCUGGUGAGAAGAUGACUCUAAGUAUCUCCGUCCUGCUGUCUCUGACUGUGUUCCUGCUGGUCAUCGUGGAGCUCAUCCCAUCCACCUCCAGUGCUGUGCCACUCAUCGGAAAAUACAUGCUGUUUACCAUGGUCUUUGUCAUUGCGUCCAUCAUCAUCACAGUCAUCGUCAUUAACACCCACCACCGCUCCCCUAGCACCCACACCAUGGCCCCCUGGGUCCGGAAGAUUUUCAUUGACACAAUUCCGAACCUCAUGUUCUUCUCAACAAUGAAGCGGCCCGCCAAGGAGAAACAAGAUAAAAUCCUCUACGGUGCUGACUUUGACAUCUCAGACAUCUCGGGCAAGCCCACGGCCACGGCCGUAACGUACCAGUCCCCCAUCACCAAGAACCCAGAUGUACGUAGUGCUAUCGAGGGGGUCAAGUACAUCGCUGACACCAUGAAAUCCGAUGAGGAGUCCAACAGUGCGGCUGAAGAGUGGAAGUUUGUGGCGAUGGUGCUGGAUCACAUCCUGCUGUGUGUCUUCAUGGCCGUGUGUGUCAUCGGCACCCUGGGUGUGUUCGCAGGCCGUCUCAUUGAGCUGAGUAUGACACCUUAGAAGGCUGCGGCAGGACGUGUAUGGAGGACAGAAGUUUGGUGAACUUAGGACCUGACAAGCUGACCAGCGACAACACUGAGCUCUGAGUGCCUCUAGGCCCCUGGGCUGUUAAAGUUGAAGCUCGCUGCAAGAAGGCUGCUUUUGUUUUUUGUUGAUUGGAUGUUAAUUACUCAUUAUUUUGGGGGUGUUUUGGGGUAAGCUAAGAUUGCUGGGUGCAUGCAUGUUUAUACAUAUUUUUACUAAUGUCUGUUAUUGUUCUACAUUGACCACUCUAAUCAAGUUUCUGCGAACAAGUUAUUUGUAUUUUGUUAUGUAUUUUCAUUCACCUUAGUAAACAGUAUUUAAAUAAACGACUUUUUUGUCUACCAUGA
Messenger RNA from Esox lucius (northern pike), 1915 nucleotides. Its product is annotated as acetylcholine receptor subunit alpha. Gene Ontology annotation, cellular component: postsynaptic membrane; neuron projection; synapse. Gene Ontology annotation, molecular function: transmembrane signaling receptor activity; acetylcholine-gated monoatomic cation-selective channel activity. The coding region runs from base 171 to 1544 and encodes 457 amino acids. Gene Ontology annotation, biological process: regulation of membrane potential; monoatomic ion transmembrane transport; signal transduction. The record is from RefSeq and is a predicted model, not a curated record. The transcript is spliced from 9 exons. NCBI's taxonomy places the organism in Eukaryota, Metazoa, Chordata, Actinopteri, Esociformes, Esocidae.